Molecule: messenger RNA, 919 nt
Organism: Castor canadensis (American beaver)
Lineage: Eukaryota; Metazoa; Chordata; Mammalia; Rodentia; Castoridae
Source: RefSeq, a predicted model, not a curated record
CCAUCAAAAACUAGAAGCGGAUGGAACGGAAAAAGUAGAAGGAUCCAUGACGCAGAAACUAGAGAAUGUUUUGAACAGAGCAAGUAAUACUGCUGACGCAUUGUUUCAAGAAGUGUUAGGUAGAAAGGACAAGGCAGAUUCCACUAGAAAUGCACUCAACGUACUUCAGCGAUUUAAGUUUCUCUUCAACCUUCCUCUAAAUAUUGAAAGGAAUAUUCAAAAGGGUGAUUAUGAUGUGGUUAUUAAUGAUUAUGAAAAGGCCAAGUCACUCUUUGGGAAAACGGAGGUGCAAGUUUUCAAGAAAUAUUAUGCUGAAGUAGAGACACGAAUUGAAGCUUUACGAGAACUGCUUCUGGAUAAAUUGCUUGAGACUCCAUCGACCUUGCACGACCAAAAACGUUAUAUAAGGUAUCUGUCUGACCUUCAUGCACCUGGUGACCCUGCUUGGCAGUGUAUUGGAGCCCAGCACAAGUGGAUCCUUCAGCUCAUGCACAGUUGCAAAGAAGGCUAUGUGAAGGACCUGAAAGGCAAGGAUUUCUGUUCUGAUUUGUAUUCCACCUUUUCUUGUCACUUUAAUACACUUUGGGAAUGCUCCCGAUUUUCUUGGUAUCUGUACCUGUCUUCUUUGUUCUUUUUGGUCCCUGCCCCACUCUAAAGAAUAUUAUAUCUAAGAGUAGGUGACAGAGAGAAGGGAGAUAACUCUUUUGAUGUGUCUAUUUUUAUGGGUGACUAGCUAGCAUUGUUGACAAAGGUUUAUCUUAAGGAUUGGUUACAUUUCAUAGGAGCAGCAUGAUGCUAGGCAUUAUAUUAGGACUUGGUAAACGUUGGUCCCAGUCAUUGUUUGUCUUUUCCAGGCAAGCACUAAGUGUUAGACAGACAGUGAUAACUAAAACAGACUCAGGCGCGGCCUCAUGGAGUU